AAUUAGUUAGACAUCUAAAGGUAAAAUGCAUGAUGUUGUAUUACUGAAAUUAUGUAGACACGUGUGUUCUACCCCUCAACGUGCACUCAUUUCUUUAUUCGUUCGUUGUCAAACUCAAUCUCUAACCCCCUUUCAAACUUGAGUUUCAAACUUCAAAGAAAUGGCAUCCGAUCGUGAGCAACUCCCUCAUUCCUCUCUCGCAAAGGAAGGAAAGUCAUCUGGUGAGAUUAGGAGUGCAAGGGAGCCUUUGCUUAAUGGGGUUCAUGACUCCGAAAGCUAUUCCGUCUCUGCUACAAUUCUCCCAUUUCUCUUCCCAGCUCUGGGUGGCUUUCUAUUUGGCUAUGAUAUUGGUGCCACAUCUAGUGCAACCAUUUCCAUUCAGUCACCAACGCUAAGUGGAAUAUCUUGGUACAAGUUGUCUUCUGUUGAAAUUGGUCUUCUUACUAGUGGAUCAUUAUAUGGUGCCUUAAUUGGCUCUGUAUUGGCCUUCAAUGUUGCUGACUUCUUAGGUAGAAGAAGGGAGCUGAUUACAUCUGCAUUACUGUAUCUUGUUGGAGCCAUUGUAACAGCAAUAGCUCCUAAUUUUCCAAUUUUGGUGCUUGGGAGAAUUGUCUUUGGCAUAGGAAUUGGACUGGCAAUGCAUGCUGCUCCAAUGUACAUUGCAGAGACAGCUCCAACACCAAUACGUGGACAACUAAUUUCUUUAAAAGAGUUCUUUAUAGUACUUGGGAUUGUUACAGGAUAUGGAAUUGGUAGCUUGUUGGUAGACACUGUAGCUGGUUGGCGGUAUAUGUUUGCAGCUAGUAGUCCUGUGGCAGUAAUCAUGGGACUUGGAAUGUGGUGGCUCCCAGCUUCUCCUAGAUGGCUACUUUUACGGGCUAUACAGGGGAAAGGGGAUGCUCAGGAUUUGAAAGACACAGCAAUUCGUAGUUUGAUCCAGCUUCAUGGUCAGGCUAUUUGUGAUUCUGCUCCUCAGCAAGUAGAUGAGAUUCUGGAAGAGCUUUCUUGUGUAGGGGAAGAAAAAGAAGUUACCUUCGGAGAAAUGUUCCAAGGGAAAUGCUUAAAAGCCCUUUGGAUUGGCGCAGGAUUGGUAUUGUUUCAACAGAUCACAGGGCAACCAAGUGUGCUCUACUAUGCUGCAUCGAUCCUUCAGAGUGCAGGAUUCUCUGUAGCAUCCGAUGCAACCCGGGUCUCUAUUCUCCUUGGUUUUUUUAAGUUGAUUAUGACUGGAGUUGCAGUUGUUGUUGUUGAUAGACUUGGAAGGAGGCCUUUACUACUUGGAGGAGUUUCAGGAAUGGUGAUCUCUUUAUUCCUUCUGGGUUCGUAUUACAUUUUCUUGGAUAACACAGCAGCUGUUGCUGUAGUUGGUCUGCUGUUGUACGUAGGCUGUUAUCAGAUUUCCUUUGGUCCAAUCGGUUGGCUCAUGAUAGCAGAGAUUUUCCCCCUGCGCCUAAGAGGACGAGGACUUAGUAUAGCUGUACUUGUCAAUUUUGGUGCAAAUGCCCUUGUGACAUUUGCUUUUUCCCCACUAGAGGAAUUACUGGGAGCAGGAAUUUUGUUCUACAUAUUUUGUGCAAUAGCGGUUGCAUCUCUUGUAUUCAUAUACCUUAUUGUACCAGAAACCAAAGGGCUAACACUAGAGGAGAUUGAGGCCAAAUGUCUCUAAUCAGUCACCUUGUUGCCUCUAUAAAUAUCUGUUCAUAGUACUAUGCUGCUACUUGUCUUGUUUCCAAUGUAGCUGUAUGACAUAUUAUAUAAACCAGCAAUCCGUAAUGAUGAAUUUAUGCAGUUUUUUUUCCUCAAUUCUUUCU
Molecule: messenger RNA, 1811 nt
Organism: Abrus precatorius (Indian licorice)
Lineage: Eukaryota; Viridiplantae; Streptophyta; Magnoliopsida; Fabales; Fabaceae
Product: D-xylose-proton symporter-like 2
Exons: 15
Coding region: 161-1666 (501 amino acids)
Biological process (GO): transmembrane transport
Cellular component (GO): membrane
Molecular function (GO): fructose transmembrane transporter activity
Source: RefSeq, a predicted model, not a curated record